This is a messenger RNA of Scylla paramamosain (green mud crab), 5735 nucleotides long. Its product is annotated as palmitoyltransferase ZDHHC22-like. Gene Ontology annotation, molecular function: palmitoyltransferase activity. The coding region runs from base 102 to 1094 and encodes 330 amino acids. The record is from RefSeq and is a predicted model, not a curated record. NCBI's taxonomy places the organism in Eukaryota, Metazoa, Arthropoda, Malacostraca, Decapoda, Portunidae. The transcript is spliced from 7 exons.
AUCUUAAAUAGCUUGUAGGUUGUUAAAUAAAGCUUAAAAUGAGGUGAAAUGAGGCGUUUCAGCUCCACUUGCAAGGCGGGGUUUAGGAAGGUAAUGGAGGCAUGUCUGUGCUGGCUGCGUAUUUCCCAUCACUCGGUUCUAAUUUAAGGCUGAGAGACUCCAACACGGGGCAACGCCACCACAUCACACGCCAGGAGCUGCCACCAGUAGACUGGAUGCGGUCACCACUAUGUCUGUGUCGGCGGAUGUAUGGGUUCUUCCUCAACACGGACAAGUUUGUGUUGUUGAGGCGGGUGGUGGACUUCAUCACGAGCCUUGCACCUGCCACAACACUUGUCAUCAUCCUGCUUCUUAGUUAUCAUUCAUAUCAGCUUAUGAAAGCUAGCGGUUUGAACACCAUUCUUGUGUACUUCUUCAGCAUUGAAAUUUUUGGAAAUUGGCUGCUCUUUUUCUGCACCAAGAGCUACAUUGACAAAUCCUCUGGAAAUAGUGAGCUAGCCCCGGGCCUGUCCCACGAUGACUGCAAACAGCUGCGCUACUGCCCCACCUGCAAGAUCUACAAGCCAGAGCGCAGCCACCACUGUUCCCUCUGUGACCGCUGCAUCCACCAGCGCGACCACCACUGCUUCUUCCUCGGCACCUGUGUUGGGGGCUACAACCUUUGCUACUUCAUCCUUUUCUGCUUCUAUGCCUGCAUUGGGUGCCUGUACUCUGCAAGGCUGCUUCACCGCUACUACUCUGGCACCUACCUGAGGGCAUUCUGGUCCUCUGAGUUCCUGUACUACUUCUAUCCCGUCACCCUCGUCAUGUGGAUGCUGGACAAGGCCCAGCUGGCAGAGGUUGGUUGGGUGACACUGCUCUACGUGUCCUCAGCCACAGGGGUCUUCACUGGGUUCUGCGUGAUACAGCAGCUUGUGUAUGUCCUUCGAGGCCAGACAGCCUACGAGUACAACAAGGGUCUGCUCAUGGUUCACCGCUCAGCCUUCCACAACUUCCUCCACGUGUUUGGACGGUACUGGAUCCUCCACAUCCUGAUCCCCUUUCCCCGUCGCCGAGCCUCCACCGACCCACGCAGUUUCCUCAAGAUUGUCUGAGAGUGCGUCAUUCCCUCGGUUUGUGUGUGGGGUGGUCACAACAACUCAGAGCUUCUGUCACCCUCUCGUAAAUAUCUCGUCUGCUAAGUAAGAAUGAAUUUGUAAGAACGACUUCCUUUCAGAGUAAGUUUUCAUUUCAGAGCAAGUGUUUUGGGGGAUGAACACACUGAUGUUAGAACAAUGUUAUAUAAAUUUCUACUUAAUUUGUUUUCUCAACAUCUACUUUCAAAUACUUUUACUCAUAGAUGACUGCACUUUUUAGCCUAACAAAUAUCUGUGGCUCAUAUAUUUUGGAACAAAUGUGGUACUUCAGAGUGUCCUCCAUCCAUGCGAUCUUCCAUAUCAUUCAUGGUAGCCUGAAGUGCGGGAAUAAUGUGUCUUUGAUCUCCACUACGGAUGAUAGUUUUGUACAGGGAGGUUGUGUACGGGGACGUCCAUCACCUGCGAUCCUUGACAACCGAGGCUUUGAGUUGAGAAGGUGAUGGCUUUGUUUACCUAGUGUCACCAUAGAGCAGGACUAUAGUUUGUUAUCAUAAAAAAGACCUACAUAUAUACUAUUCCUGAACCAUUUAGAUCAGACUUUAUAUAUAUAUAUAUAUAUAUAUAUAUCAGUAGUAGACAUAUCAUAAUGUAAGAAUGUCGCAAAUAUUUUUCCAGCCAAAAAAAAGCAGAGUUGAUAAUGCAAUUUUAAAAGAGAGCAGAGGUCUUGAAUGUGGGAGGGUUGUGGAUUUAACUCACGGUUUUACACUUGGUAACUAUAGAGUCAUUCCAACCUUCACUGUUUUAUAGAGGGUUAAAAACUAAAUUAUAACAUUUCUACCACACUUUGACACAUUUUGAUACAAGGUACGAGCAGGUUAGAUGUAUCACCAGUGCUAAUUCCAAUUUCUACAAGGUCAGUAAGACUGUUGUGUUGUGGAUGUGACACUAAAUAUUCUCAAGUAACUGAAACAUUCUAGUCAACACACACUUGGUUGUCCCUUCACCAGGCAGUCAUGGAUUCAAUAGCAGCACAAUCCUGAAGCAUAUCAUGUCACAGACGCUUCCCACACAGCAAGACUUAACACGCUGACAAUUAGUUAGCUGAGGAUUUGUUAUCCGUGAUGUAUCAUCCUUUAUAUGCACAAACGGGGUAUACAAUGUACAAUGUUUUUACCACACACGUCAUCCUCAACUGGAGCUUUGGAGUAAAUAUUCAGCACCUUCUUGUAUGCACUGUUUGAAACACACCUUGUAGUUGUCAUCUUUGCACAGGUGCAGAAUAAUUUGUUACUGUAGAUGUUACUUGUUUAAUUGGCACAGUUUUAGUCUCUGCACAAAUCGUACCGUUACUCGUGCAGCACCAAAGUAAUGAGUUAGGUAGAACGUUCCUAGUCAGAUCAUUUGGAACAGGUAUAUUUUUUAUAUUGUAUAGGUGUUUUGUUUGUUUCUAACCAUGUCUGCUCCAGUACUGAGGCAGGGCUGUCACCAUCUUGUUACUCAGCCUGUGUGUUCCUCACCAGGAUAUUCUUGUUUGUUAUUUUGCUUCACAGUCUGAAGUGAAAUGUUUUAUCUCGGUGUUUUUAUACACAUGCAUGUAUAUUGGAUUUGUUGCUACUUUGUUCAAAUUUCAGUUAUUUUCUUUCCUUUCUUUUCUGAGACAGAAGAAAUGGCAAGUUUAUGAAAAGUAUUUAAGUACAUUUUCAUGAUCUUUUCAUAAAAGUAUAGAAAAGAGAACCUUUUUAUUGGUUGUUGGUAAAGUUGGCUACCUCAGUGCUUAUGUCCCUCACUUGAGUUAGAUUUUCUAUUUGUUGAGGGUUAAGGGAAGGCAGAUGGUGGUGGUGGUGGUGGUGGUGUACUGGGGCAGAGUGUUAACCACAGGCUUGGUAGGCCCUUCUGUCAUGUGCUUGUAGUCUGCAUGAUGGCCAGCAUAGCGUGCCGGUGUUCAGUAUGCUAGAAGGACAUUAGUCUUACAUCACUUUUCCUUGCACUUUCUCUUCUGCUACAAUGCUGUACUAUGCUAGCACCAAAACUCUUAUUGGGUACUUUCCAGUGGCACAUUGGAUAUCAUUAAGAAGCAGCCAUUGCUCAAUUUGCUCAUUUGUUUGAUAUUCUUGCUAUAAACGCUUCACUUGACUCCCUCCGAAUAUCACAAACUUUGCAUUUCUGAAUUUCCUCAGUGAAAGAAUUUCCAACAUUGCUGUGAUACUUUUCAUAUCAUUCCUUUGAAUGUCCUGAAUGUACAUAUUUAUAUAUAUGCAUAUACAUACAUAUAUAAAUAACUACAUAUAAAUUGUAUGUUCCUUGAAUAUCUUCUACAAGUGUGUAAAAACAAAAUUUCCUUGCAACUUACCAAGUGCACUGCUGAUAUCAAUGUAGCACGAUGCAGUGUGUUGCCCUGAAGAGGCUGUGUGUGGCCACCCACCCCAGCACUGGGGGCUCUCCUGGGGCCUCAUGUGGUGGGGAGGGUUGCAUUAGGAAGCCAAAACACAAUUGAUUUUGCAAUUCAUGUAUCUCACUGUGAUUUUCCUUUUUCUGUUGGCAUUUUCUUGACUUAUACAUAUUUAAAGUCAUACAUUUUGAUUGUUGAUUGCCACAAGCAGACUUACAAGUAUCUUCCAUUUAAUUAAGUCUUGUUGAUUGCCACAGGCAGGCUUAUCUUCCUUGGGUACCAGGAAGGCAUCAUGAGAUCUUCCAUGCAGAUUGUGUUAAAGAAAAUGGACUUUGAUUUGUUGUUAUUAAAUAUUAUAUACAGUGUGCUUUGUGAAGUUAUUGGUGUCAUUUUUAUAAUGUUUAUCCCUGAGGGUGAGGUGUUUUUACUAUUGUAUGUGAAGCAUGUUCUGUGCCAUUACUGGGUUCUGUCAUUCCGUCACAGUGCAAGGUCUGUGAUUUUUUGUUGCAGGGAUUACCACACCAAAGCAAAUGAAACUUUAUUAUGUGCCAACACCAGACACUGACCAAAGCUGUCACACACCCACACACACACACACACACACACACACACACACACACACACACACACACACACACACACACACACACACACACACACACACACACACACACACACACACACACACACACACACACACACACACACACACACACACACACACACACACACACACACACACACACACACACACACACACACACACACACACACACACACACACCAAGCAUUUUUUGUAUGAAUAAGUGGGAGACAUUUAUUUGAUUCUUGUUGGAUGUAUAUUCCACAUUCUCAUACUUUGUUAUAAGCUUGUUGCUUCAUUUAUUCAUUCAUUCAUGCACUGCAAUUUUUUAUAUCAGCAAUUCUCAAAAAUAAUACUUAUGAGCUUUUACCUCUGAAUUAUUAUAUUUAUAAGGAUACAGUAAUUGGGGAGGGAGUAAUGGAAUAAUGGGAGGAGGGGAAGAUGCUCAUAGUUGGAGGAGGAGGAGGAGAAGGAUAGGAGAUGGUAGUGCAUUAGUGGAUGAUGAAAGAGAAGAGGCCAGUAUUUUGAGAAGGAUGGUGAUGGUGGUGGUCAUGAUAAUUGUGUGGUAGCAAGAUAGUAAGAGGAAGAAUGAAGUGAGUCAUGAAGAGGAUGAGGAAUGGAGGUGAUAGUGGAGUGUGUAAAGAGCACAUAUAUUGGGUUACCUUGUUAUAAGUAUGAGUAUGCACACCUUGCUCUUAGAAUAUUAGAGUACUCGCUAUGAUAAAGAGUAAAAUUUGCGACCAUAUUCUUAAACACUUCUGGACUGCACUUCCUCUACAUUCAGGAGGCUCUAGUUGAAGUGGCAUGGGUUUUUAAGGAUGUUUUCACAGUUCUAGUGACAGAUUAACAACAUUUCUGCCUUAUUAAUAGGAGAAACACUCCUGAGAAUUCGGCUAGUCAUCUCUGUGGCCUUGGAAAACAGUCAUGGUGAGAGCAAAGUUUUUCAUAAUAUGGACCUAGUCUGUCUAGAGGGUGCCACCAUCACACAAAGAGUCUGAUCAGGGUUGUGCAACUCAAUAAUGGGUUGUUCAGUAUACUUUUGCAGUAUUAUAUAUGUAUUUGUGUGAAAUGUGGAAUUUUUACUUGUCUCAAAACUUCAUUCUUUUUAUAUCCAUACUAUUCUUGCUAUUAUGAUUCAUAUUGAAUUAUAUCAAGAUGGUAAGAGUGUUGUGAAUGGGAGUUACAGGAAAGUCAUCAUUACUAUAUAGGAUUUGCUCAUUUGCUCAUUAUGAAUUGUAAGCAAGAUAAGGAAGGACUUGACAUGGAGAGUAAUCAGUGUGAACUAAACACCUACAGUAAUGCAUAUCCACCUCAAUUUGAAUUAGGGAAAAGAUGUAUACAUUAUUAGAUUAUUUGGGGAAGCCUUUACAUCUAGUUAUAGGAAGGAUAAUCAGCAUCAGUUCUAAAAUCAUGCAUAUUUGCCUUAAUUUAUACAUUCUACUUAAGAAAAUAAGCAUUACCUCAUUGUUUUGGGAAAUCCUUUACCUCUCGUCACGUCACAGUGGUAUGGAUUGUACUGUUACGUAACAAGUUUACCAAUAUGUAAAGCUUUGGUCACAAUGCAUUGAACGUUAUACUGCACUGCACUUAUUAAGAUUGCUGCACUUCGAUGUCGUCCAUUACCAUAGACUAGCACUUUAUGUAUGAUUGAGAACCUUGUUUACAAAAAUAUAUGAUGAAACUAUGA